Molecule: messenger RNA, 519 nt
Organism: Capronia epimyces CBS 606.96
Lineage: Eukaryota; Fungi; Ascomycota; Eurotiomycetes; Chaetothyriales; Herpotrichiellaceae
Exons: 2
Coding region: 1-519 (172 amino acids)
Source: RefSeq, a predicted model, not a curated record
AUGUACUUCUCUCCCGCCACCAUCCUUCUCGGCCUCGUCGCCCUCUCCGCAGCCGGUCCUGUGGGCACCAAAACCAGGGUCAAGCGAGCCCUCACCGCCCGACCGUACAGCGAAUUCCAGGUUUCGGAUGGCGUGGCGGGCAAUGCGUUGGCCGAAGUCAACGCCCAAUUCCCUAUCGACACCUCCGACCUCGCCUCCGUGUCGGCAUCCGACCUCCAAAUCAUCCAGGACGCCCGUGUGACCGCCGAAGACGCCGAGACUGGCACGGGCGGGUUCAACGACGAGAUCGCCGCGGCCGGAGACGCCGACACCACGGCGCUACAGAACGGGAAGAUCAAGAACAAGGUGCUCAAGCUGCAGUUGGAGGUGUUGGCGCUGCAGAUCCAGGCUGCCCAGGGAGACGCCGACCAGGCCAAGAUCGACGAGGAAACCACCAAGCUCAACAACAACAUCGCCUUGGACAAGAAGGCCGCAGGCCAGGAGAGUGUUGGCGUCACUGCCACUUUUAAUGGAGACUAG